Hemicordylus capensis (graceful crag lizard) is the source of this 2224-nucleotide messenger RNA. It is a transcript of the gene NCBP3, whose product is annotated as nuclear cap binding subunit 3. Gene Ontology annotation, molecular function: RNA 7-methylguanosine cap binding; mRNA binding. Gene Ontology annotation, cellular component: nucleus; cytosol. The transcript is spliced from 13 exons. The record is from RefSeq and is a predicted model, not a curated record. Bases 394 to 1935 code for a protein of 513 amino acids. Lineage: Eukaryota; Metazoa; Chordata; Lepidosauria; Squamata; Cordylidae.
GCUAAGAUGGCAAUAAGUGUCCAUUCGCCGGGAGACCGAAGUGGAGCCUCCAUGUUCAGAAGCAGCCAGUCUUGUGGGAGCGGGGCGGCAGCAGUCAUUCCCUUCAUAUCCCGCUUGGGGCUCUCCAGGGGCUGAAACAGUUUUGGUGCUGGGUCAGAUGGUGCUUUUGUGUCCCUUCCCACAGCAGCAAAGUGGAGCUCCCCGUUUGAGGAGCAAGCUAUCUGUGAAGACUAGGACACCAGCAGAAGAUACGAAAACAAAGCAGGGAGCUUCAUUACUGGAAUAGAUGUCACUUCAAAGGAGGCCAUCGAGAAGAAGGAGCAGAGGGCCAAGCGCUUCCAUUUCCGCGCGGAGGUGGAUCUCGCCCAGAGGAAUGUGGCGCUGGACCGGGACAUGAUGAAGAAAGCAAGCCUAAAAGAGGUUCUGGGUUUCUUGGCAGCCAUCCCCAGAGUGCGGCUGGACACCAUCUACGUCUGCGGCGUGGACGAGAUGAGCACCCAGGACAUCUUUGCCUACUUCAAGGAGUACCCCCCUGCUCAUAUAGAGUGGUUGGAUGACACCUCCUGCAACGUUGUCUGGCUUGAUGAAGUGACGGCCACGCGGGCACUCAUCAACAUGAGCUGCAUGCCCGAGGAGGAGAAGAUGAAACCUCGAGAGAACAGCAAGAAGGUGGCAGAGAAGGACAAGAAAGAGAAACAGGAGGAAAGCUUGGAUGAUGAGACCGAAGAGGGCGAGGUGGAGGAUGACCACCCAAGCGAUACGGAGCUGGACACGCUCUCCCAGGCGGAGGAAGACUCCCUCCUGCGCAACGACCUCCGCCCGGCCAGCAAGCUGGCCAAGGGCGACAAGCUCUUCAUGAGGUUUGCUACGAAAGAUGACAAAAAGGAGCUCGGAGCUGCCCGGAGGAGCCAGUAUUACAUGAAAUACGGGAAUCCCAAUUACGGGGGCAUGAAGGGCAUCUUGAGCAACUCCUGGAAACGGAGGUACCAUUUGCGCCGGCUCCAGCGCGACGUGACUAAGAAGCGGACCCUCAUUGGGGACGACAUGGGUCUGACGCCCCCUUACAAGCAUCGCCACUCAGGCUUAGUCAAUGUUCCCGAAGAACCCAUUGAGGAGGAGGAGGAGGAGGAGGAAGACGACAACGAUCAGGAUAUGGACGAGGACGACCGGGUGGUGGUGGAGUACAGAGACGAGCUGCAGGCUUUUAGGCAGUCGCGGGAGCGGAGUGCUGCCCGACGCUCCAGCGCCAGCGAGUCCGACUCGGACGAGAUGGACUACGACCUCGAGCUGAAGAUGAUCUCCACCCCCUCCCCAAAGAAGAGCAUGAAGAUGACCAUGUACGCUGACGAGGUGGAGUCGCAGCUGAAGAACAUCAGGAAUUCCAUGAGAGCUGACAGCGUCGCGUCCAGCAAUGUCAAAACCCGGAUCGGAAGCAAAGGAACUUCGGAGAAAGUGGCCGAUGUCCGGUUGCUGUUGGAAGAAAAACGUCAAGGGAAUUCUGGGAAGCGUCCACUGCUCACCCCUGUGAAAUCAGAUGUCCGGCAGAGACUCGGCAAAAGGCCGCAUUCUCCAGAAACUCUUCAGCCCAGCAGCACUUCCGUCUCACAUCGUGAGCCCGCAUCGGACGUGCACAGCCGGCUCGGGAUCCCCAAGCAAGAUGUGAAAGGGCUGUAUUCCGACACGAGAGAGAAGAAAUCAGCAAACUUGUGGAUGCGUUUAGGAGCCUCAUCCAAAGUGCAGGAGAAGGUCCCGGAGAAAGCAGAAAAGCCAGCGGUAUCUCCGGAGGAGGAGGACUCUGAGCUCCAGCGGGCGUGGGGGGCCCUGAUCAAGGAGAAGGAGCAGUCCCGCCAGAAGAAGAGCCGCCUGGACCACCUUCCCUCUCUGCAGAUCGAAAUCAGCCGGGAGAGCAGCUCUGGCUCCGACACGGAGUCGUGACGGCCCCGGGGAUGUCUUGAGAGCGGCCGUGGCUGCGCCUCUCCCCUCUCGACUUUGCCCUGUGGCCCCCCAGUGGGACGCUGCUCUGGGUCCAGGCACCUCACCCAGUGGGAAGCUUGGAUCCCCUACAUCAAGGAAUCGGGAGCGGGGGCGGGGAAGGACAGUGGCCGGAUCUGUGCGUUUCCUGAAAAGACAGGCAGGCGGGUGGGGGCUUUGUAGAAGACUGGUGAUAUUUCCAUGUGCGGGUUUUGGGGGGAGCUUGGGGUUUUGUGUUUGGUUUUUUUUUUUU